CCAGCCGCAUAGGUUUCAUCGUCGCAGACUCGCAGCAUUCUGCUUCUGCAUUCGCACUCGCACUACAGUCGGUACACGCCUUCGGAGCUUUCAAAGUUCCACCUAUAGCAUUUCUUCUCUACUUAAUAAGCUUGAGAAAAAGACUUAAAAAGCGUGACCUUUCUUCACCUCUGGGCGACCCUAGCUAGUUUUUCUCUGUAUUCUUCAACCGUUGCCGUCGGGACAUUCGUCAGAACUUUCAUGGCUGCUGCUACCAGAUCCGCUGCCGUAGCCUUCAACUCUGCAGGAAUUCCGGCCAAAUCCACACUUUGCUCCCGACAAACCGCUCAGAAUAUCGCUCAUUUCCCGAAAUCCCAGCUUACCUCCGGUAGCAGUCCAUCUUUGCAGCUCCAAUCUUGCGUUGGCCUCCAGUACAGAUCGGGGAGUUCCUUUGCUUCGUCUGGUGUAAGAGCUCAGGUUGCAGCUGCCGAGCAAGCAAGUGUUAAAGUGGCUCAAAAUGUGGAAGCUCCUGUUGUUGUUGUCACCGGUGCUUCUAGGGGAAUUGGAAAAGCAAUAGCUUUGGCGAUGGGUAGAGCUGGUUGUAAGGUUCUGGUGAAUUAUGCAAGGUCUGCUAAGGAUGCUGAAGAGGUUUCCAAAGAGAUAGAGGCAUCUGGUGGUCAAGCUCUUGUUUUUGGGGCAGAUGUUUCAAAAGAAGAAGAAGUGGAAUCAAUGAUAAAAACUUCAGUAGAUACAUGGGGAACAGUUGACGUAUUGAUAAAUAAUGCAGGAAUUACUCGUGAUGGUUUGCUGAUGAGAAUGAAGAGACCUCAGUGGCAGGAGGUCAUUGACUUGAAUCUUACAGGUGUAUUUCUGUGUACACAGGCAGCGACGAAAAUUAUGAUGAAAAAGAAAAAGGGGAGAGUAAUCAAUAUAGCAUCUGUUGUUGGUCUAGUUGGCAAUGUUGGACAAGCUAAUUAUAGUGCUGCAAAAGCAGGUGUCAUUGGCUUCACCAAGAGUGUUGCAAAGGAGUAUGCAAGCAGAAAUAUCAAUGUGAAUGCUGUUGCUCCUGGUUUUAUUGCAUCGGAUAUGACGGCCAAGCUUGGAGAGGACAUUGAAAAGAAGAUCUUGGAAACCAUUCCCUUGGGGAGGUAUGGGCAACCAGAGGAAGUUGCUGGUCUGGUGGAGUUUUUAGCCCUGAAUCCUGCAGCAAGUUACAUUACUGGACAGGUGUUCACGAUUGAUGGAGGCAUGGUGAUGUAGCAAGUCUGCACAUCCUCUCAGUCCCAGCGCAGUAAGGUCCUUUCAAAAAACCUGUCAAGGUCUCAGAAUUGUUUGUUCUACAAGGGGUUUCACUCUGUUUAAAUGGAUCCUUACAUUCAUCUAGCGUAAUAUUGCACAGAGAAACAGACUUUUGUUUCCUAGAGAUGAUCAAAGCAAUUUUUGUAGUUUGAAGCUGGCGUUAUAUUGGAGACAAAUAUUCUUUCUAUGGAGCUGGUACUUCUAUCCCGUCUAAUUAGUAAUUAGAUCGUUCUUUUCAUUUGUUCAA
Molecule: messenger RNA, 1525 nt
Organism: Nelumbo nucifera (sacred lotus)
Lineage: Eukaryota; Viridiplantae; Streptophyta; Magnoliopsida; Proteales; Nelumbonaceae
Product: 3-oxoacyl-[acyl-carrier-protein] reductase 4-like
Biological process (GO): fatty acid biosynthetic process
Molecular function (GO): NAD binding; 3-oxoacyl-[acyl-carrier-protein] reductase (NADPH) activity
Source: RefSeq, a predicted model, not a curated record